This is a messenger RNA of Nematolebias whitei (Rio pearlfish), 2478 nucleotides long. RefSeq names its product lysophosphatidylcholine acyltransferase 1. The record is from RefSeq and is a predicted model, not a curated record. Lineage: Eukaryota; Metazoa; Chordata; Actinopteri; Cyprinodontiformes; Rivulidae. The transcript is spliced from 14 exons. Gene Ontology annotation, molecular function: calcium ion binding. Bases 373 to 2010 code for a protein of 545 amino acids.
CCUGCUGGAGGAGAGUGAGCGAUCCGCUUCCGUUAGCAUCCAGAGAGCUAACAGGCAGGUCUGGUUGGGGAACUGGCUGAAGAGGAAGGCGACCUGCGCAGUGGAGACCGACAGACAGAUAUUUAUCGGAGACUUCAGAUACCCCCUGUUAAUCCUUGAGCCAACCAUUAUCCCUCCAUGCUGACCAAGAAAGGAAGAUAACGUUAAUAGCCCUGCACUGCCGCUUCAAUUAGCUUAUCCAAGACGGAGGCAAAAGGCGUUUUGCUCAGAACUGAAGGAGGACUUUCCACUGGGUAAAAUCAGUUCACUUCAAAAAGAAGAAGAAGAAGAAAAAGACAGAUAAGAACAGCAGCAGCCUUAACUAAUCUAAACAUGAGGUUGCCGAGUAGCAGACAUUGUGCGAUUGAAGGAGAUGGAAAGAAAAUGGACCAGCCUCCCCCAAUCAGAAACCCUUUUGUGCACGUCUUGAAAUUCACACCAAUGGAAAAGGCAAAGAUUGCAGUGAUGACAGUCACUCUAUUUCCCAUCCGUCUCCUCAUAGCUGCAUUUAUGAUGCUCCUGGCAUGGCCGUUUGCCUUCAUUGCCUCAGUGGGGCGCUCCGAGACCACCGUUGAACCCCAGUGCCUCUGGAGAAGGGUGGUGGAUAUCAUUCUGAGAUUCAUCAUGCGGGCCAUGUGGUUUGCAGGAGGUUUUCAUUGGAUGACAGUAAAAGGACAAAGGGCAUUACCUACAGAAGCACCUAUCCUGACCCUGGGCCCCCACUCGUCUUACUUUGAUGCCAUCCCAGUUACAAUGACGAUGUCCUCCAUUGUCAUGAAAGCGGAAAGCAAAGAUAUUCCUCUCUGGGGCACUUUGAUAAAGUACAUUCGGCCCGUGUUCGUGUCACGAUCAGACCAGAACUCCAGAAAGAAGACUGUGGAGGAGAUUAAACGAAGAGCCCAUUCUGGAGGAGAAUGGCCUCAGAUCAUGAUAUUUCCAGAGGGGACUUGCACAAAUAGAUCCUGUCUCAUCACUUUUAAGCCAGGGGCCUUCAUCCCAGCUGUCCCAGUGCAGCCUGUGGUCAUUAAGUAUCCUAAUAAACUGGACUCAAUCACGUGGACGUGGCAAGGCCCGGGAGCAUUUGAAAUCUUGUGGCUGACUCUCUGCCAGUUACACAAUGAGUUUAUUAUCGAGUUCCUGCCCAUUUAUACUCCGUCAGAGGAGGAGAAAAAGAAUCCUGCUCUCUUUGCUAUCAAUGUGAGACAAGUCAUGGCCAAAGCUCUGGGCGUGCCCAUCACAGACUAUUCAUUUGAAGACUGCCAGCUGGCCAUGGCUGAGGGCCAGCUGAAGCUGCCAGUCGACACCUGUCUGCUGGAGUUUGCCAGACUCGUCAGGAGGCUGGGGCUGAAACCGCAGAACUCCGAGAAGGUUUUGCAGGACUAUGGGAACAGAGCCAGGAAACUGGAGGGACAGAAGCUUGGCUUGGACGACUUUGCGCACUUCCUGGACGUGCCAGUUUCAGAUAUGCUUCGUGACAUGUUUGCUCUCUUUGAUGAGCAUGAAGAUUUCAGCAUGGAUGUCCGAGAAUUUGUGAUAGCCUUAUCUGUUGUAUGCAGACCCACAAAAACUCUGGAAACCAUGAAGUUAGCCUUCAAGAUGUUUGAGGCGGAGGAGGAUGGGGCCGUCACAGAGAACGAGUUGGCAGCUAUUCUGAAGACGGCUUUAGGAGUGGCUCACCUCAACGUGUCACAUCUGUUCACCGCCAUCGACGCUGAUGACACAGGAAAAGUUACGUUUGAUAAGUUCCGAGGUUUUGGGGAGGAGAACCCAGACUUUGCUGAGGAAUACCUUUACACGGAAAACGCAGGCCUUCAGAACGGUCCCUGCCGCGGUCAGCAGACGCAGCCCAACCCGUCCACCCAGAGCCCACAAAACACUGCCACGAGCAAAACAGCCAACGGUAUCUGCCCCGACUUCAGCCCGAAGGACCACGACGGCACGACGCAUGCUCGCUCCAAGAAACACAACUAGAAAAGGUUGAAAACAUCAAGACAACCCCAAGCAGCUCCUCUCCUGGUGAGAUGGGGCUGAGAGCGGGUUGGUUAUGUGUGAGGGAGGGACUGCAUUUCAUUAACCGCAACUAGGAAACUGAAGUUUACUCUUUUUAUUGGUGUUCUGUUCGUACACUUAUAAUUUUCAGCCCUUAACUGUUUGUUACUUUUCAUUUUUGUUAGGAAGAAUUGUCAUAAUGCCAAAUAAUGGCUUUUCUUUUGGAUACAAUUCUUGAAUAUUUGAAGGGCAAGCACUUACUCCUGGGGCAUAUGAUGUUUUUUCACUUUUUCCCUGUAAUAUAAUAUAAAACAGAUUCUGCAUGUUUUUAACUCAAGACAGCCACGACUAAACAAGCCCUACUUUAUGAACCAGAUAUAUUUUUUUCUUUAUUGAAAUCAGUGUGUUUCAUUUAUUUGUACCUUUCUAUCAUUUCCCUUCUUUAAAGAC